Molecule: messenger RNA, 417 nt
Organism: Penicillium crustosum
Lineage: Eukaryota; Fungi; Ascomycota; Eurotiomycetes; Eurotiales; Aspergillaceae
Exons: 1
Coding region: 1-417 (138 amino acids)
Source: RefSeq, a predicted model, not a curated record
AUGGGGUCGGUGAGUCUGUGUAGAGAUGAGGUCAACUCGUCUUUGCAUCUUCCCUGCCAGGCUGAUCCCCUCUCCGGUUCUGAUGGUUGCUGCCUUGCGCCGCACCUCAACGCUGGGGGGGAUCACCCGCCGCAGUGGUGGUACCCGGGACCCAGCCACGCUGGAUCCCCUGGUGCCCCCGCUGUGGUGACCGAAGCCCGGGGGCCUUUUGGCCCCCGGCACCGUUGGGGUCUGUGGAUCGAUGGCCGCUGGCCAUACCCGAAACUCAGAUUCCUGGAGGGGAGCCGCCCCGUGGGAUCCGCCGUUCGCCGGCGUUGUCCACGGGGUCUGGACCCUUCAUCCGAGGGCCACAUGCCGCAGCCUGCCAGCGCCUUCACGGGCGUCUGGUCGGAUCAACUGCGUGCGGACUGGUGCUGA